AUGGAUCUCAGCGAACGCGAAGAUCAGACAAGCGAUCCCGAUGAGGAGGAUGUUGAGUGCCGCAAAGUCUCGAAAAAGAUUGCAAAUGUAACUCUCGAAUCGGAUUCUCUACCAGAGUCGCCAUUGACAGCCGAAGAACGACAAGUUCGUCGAAAGAAGCGAACCAAGAGAAAGGGACAACAGAUGGAUGUUGAUCCAACACCUAGAGCAAAAGCUGAGAGCAAACACAUGGAUUGUGACGGUUUUGAAUCACACAUCUCUUCCAGUGACGAAUCGUAUUCUGAAGAUAACAGAGGACGAGAGGCAGACGAUGAGCAAAGCGAUUGGGUUGGCGACACGACUCCAACAAGAAGUCCAUUCGAAACGCCGUUCGAUCGACGAGUUCAUAUCAGAAGAUCACAACCAAAUGUUCAUCAAACGUCAAGCAUGCAGAAGAAAAUUGAAAAAUUCGCUCGUGAAGGUGGACGUGGUGAGCUUGUAAUCGAGACACGUGUCCGUGACCGCGCAUGUAGCUCUCUUCUUCAACGUUAUCUGUACAAAUACCAUCUCGAAGUGGUUCGUCGUCAUCGUGGAUCGAUCACCCUUCGAAAGAAAUUCGAGAGUCCAGGCACCUCUAAUGCUCGUUGA
Molecule: messenger RNA, 627 nt
Organism: Caenorhabditis remanei
Lineage: Eukaryota; Metazoa; Nematoda; Chromadorea; Rhabditida; Rhabditidae
Exons: 4
Coding region: 1-627 (208 amino acids)
Source: RefSeq, a predicted model, not a curated record